GCAGAAUCGGUGAGCGAUGUGUCAGAGGAGAAAAGACCUCCGUGUCGAGGAAGGCGCACUAAUCCUAAAUGCGACUUCCAAGUAAUAAUCGAAGAAAAUCCUAUGACUAUCGAUGACAACUGACAAUUCCCAAUUUCUACUCAACAGUCGACCAGCGAGGAGAAAUAGGUAAUGUCGUUGACAAAACCUAGACGACGCCCUGGUCAACCACGGCACCACGAAAGGUGAAGAAAACUUCCGGGUAAAAUCGGUAAAAUACUUAAAUUCUUUCGGGUUGCUAUUUUUUUCACAAGCAAAGACGAUGUGUUAUUGUGAGUGUUGACAGUUGACUUGUUUGAAUUCUAAAUUCAGAGACCAAAGUGUGAUGCUGCUUAAGCACGGACUCUGUAUUUAAAAUUGAACAAAACCUUAUUGAAAAGGCUAUUUUUAGAUUUAAUAUAAUGUAGCUUUUUUUAGACUUUUGUAGGUCAUACGCUAUUUUGAUCUCUUUUUUUAAAUGAAAAAAAAAUCGCAAAUAUCCCUUCGGGUACCUUGCUAACGCAGGUAGCUGACAAUUCACCAUAGGUUUAUCUGAAAAUGCGCUAGGUGUCUCUGAUCGUUCAAGUGUUAUUCAAAAACUCUUCUGCACUUUUUUUGUGAAGACCUUUUCUUUUCCUAAAGAGAUUAAAUUGAAAUUGAUUACAAUGCUCAGUUUAAGGCAUUUUCAGAAAAUUAGAAGAAUUAAGACAUGUACACAAAAUUACGUAAGACGAUCAGCCUCAAGCUAUGGGCAAAGAAAUGCUGUAGAUAUCGGAAUUCACGGUUAUUCGUUAUUGGCUAUUCCAGCCAUCACUUUCGGCCUUGGGACCUGGCAGAUUUUCAGACGUCAGUGGAAACUUGGUGUUAUUGAUCAUCUUGCCAGCAGAACGUCUGCACCACCAAUUCCAUUUCAGUCUACAGAUAUUGAAGGGCUAUCUGACAUGGAAUACCGGAAGUUUGAACUCCAUGGAAAAUUUGAACAUGACAAAGAGAUUUACAUUGGGCCAAGAUCACUGGUUGGAAAUGAAAAAAAUGAAGGUGGUGGGAUGUUGUCUUCAGGGCAGAGUGGCUAUUUAGUCAUCACUCCAUUUAAACUAUCAGAUUCCAAUCUCACAGUUCUUGUAAACCGCGGAUGGAUUCCUCGUAAAAAAAUGAAUCCAUUCACCAGACUAAAUGGACAAAGAGAAGGCGAAACAAAACUGAUUGGAGUGUACCGCUCUAAUGAAAAUCGCCCCCAGUUUGUACCCCAAAAUCAGCCCAAAGACCGCAUGUUUCAUUUCAGAGAUGUGGAGGGAAUGGCUCGGCUUCUAGACACUGCGCCAAUUUUCUUUGACGCGGACGCUGAUAGCACAGUACCGGAUGGACCUGUAGGUGGACAAACAGUUGUUACUGUUAGAAAUGAACACGUUUCGUACAUUUUAACGUGGUAUUCAUUAUCAAUUAUCACAGCAUUUUUGUGGCAUCGACGAUUUAUCAAGAAAAUGCCUCUUAUGUAACUUAAAUGUAUUUAUCUUCAUAGAGGUUAAAGUCAAAUUAAUACAUUUUAACAUCAAACAUCAU
Molecule: messenger RNA, 1578 nt
Organism: Daphnia pulex (common water flea)
Lineage: Eukaryota; Metazoa; Arthropoda; Branchiopoda; Diplostraca; Daphniidae
Gene: Surf1
Product: surfeit locus protein 1-like
Exons: 6
Coding region: 684-1514 (276 amino acids)
Biological process (GO): mitochondrial respiratory chain complex IV assembly
Cellular component (GO): mitochondrion; membrane
Source: RefSeq, a predicted model, not a curated record